ACGUGAUUCGGUCCUUUGUUUUGAUCUCGCACGGUUUCCGGCGUUACGCUUUCCUUGAACCUUACCUUCCUCGCACGCCAGUUUUUUUAUUAAUGCUCUCCCCUCGUCUCCCUUCGCUAUUGGAUUUCUCACCAUCUUCUCUCUCUUUCCUCGUUCCUGAUUCUAUUGCUCUUCUCGAAACCCUAGAGAGGGACGGUUCCAUCGUCUGCAUCCCUUUUCCGGCGAAAAAACUCAUUGCGAAUCCCGCCGGAGGACCUGUUACCUCGAUCUCCCUCCAUGAAUCCGGAGUACGAUUAUUUGUUCAAGCUUCUGCUUAUUGGUGACUCUGGUGUUGGCAAAUCAUGUCUUCUUCUAAGGUUUGCGGAUGAUUCGUAUCUGGAGAGUUAUAUCAGCACCAUUGGAGUUGAUUUUAAAAUACGCACUGUGGAGCAGGACGGGAAGACCAUUAAACUUCAGAUCUGGGACACUGCUGGACAAGAACGCUUCAGGACAAUUACUAGCAGCUACUACCGAGGAGCUCAUGGAAUUAUUGUCAGUUAUUUCUCCAUACAUCCCGCAUCAUUUUUAUUCUUACUCUAUGGAAUUGAAGGGCUUCCUGACGAUUAUUUAUACUCACUUGAUGUACAGGUGGUUUAUGAUGUGACAGAUGAGGAGAGCUUCAAUAAUGUUAAGCAGUGGUUGAAUGAGAUUGACCGUUAUGCAAGUGAAAAUGUCAACAAGCUUCUGGUUGGAAACAAGUGUGAUCUUACUGCAAACAAAGUUGUGUCAUCUGAGACAGCCAAGGCGUUUGCCAAUGAAAUUGGUAUCCCUUUCAUGGAGACUAGUGCCAAAAAUGCAACCAAUGUGGAGGAGGCUUUCAUGGCCAUGGCUGCUGCAAUUAAGAAUAGGAUGGCGAGCCAACCAACUAUGAACAAUGCUAGGCCUCCAACGGUGCAGAUUCGUGGACAACCUGUCAACCAGAAGAGUACUUGCUGCUCUUCCUAGAUUGGCCAUUUGGCAUGUUAUUAGAUCAGCUAAACUUUAUAUCUUGGAACUGCAGGCCUCGUUGUUUGCUUCUCUAUUCAUUAAAAUUGAUGGCAUUAUUCAAUUCUUUCUCUGACUAUUUGUUUCAAGCCUGUACAAAUUGGGAGUCAGAUAAUAGUUUUCCAGUUCCUAUCUGAUGCUGAAGCUUCAGGUAGUGUUCA
Elaeis guineensis (African oil palm) is the source of this 1184-nucleotide messenger RNA. RefSeq names its product GTP-binding protein YPTM2. The record is from RefSeq and is a predicted model, not a curated record. NCBI's taxonomy places the organism in Eukaryota, Viridiplantae, Streptophyta, Magnoliopsida, Arecales, Arecaceae. Gene Ontology annotation, molecular function: GTPase activity; GTP binding.